Manduca sexta (tobacco hornworm) is the source of this 589-nucleotide messenger RNA. RefSeq names its product DNA-directed RNA polymerase II subunit RPB9 (gene RpII15). The record is from RefSeq and is a predicted model, not a curated record. Gene Ontology annotation, cellular component: RNA polymerase II, core complex. Gene Ontology annotation, biological process: DNA-templated transcription; transcription-coupled nucleotide-excision repair; maintenance of transcriptional fidelity during transcription elongation by RNA polymerase II. The coding region runs from base 150 to 530 and encodes 126 amino acids. Gene Ontology annotation, molecular function: DNA-directed RNA polymerase activity; zinc ion binding; nucleic acid binding. Lineage: Eukaryota; Metazoa; Arthropoda; Insecta; Lepidoptera; Sphingidae. The transcript has a single exon.
GACGUUGAGUGUUGACAGGCUGUUUUGUCUGUGACUAUAAUUUUUGUAUUGUGUUUACGUUCUAGAAUAUUGUAAAUUGUCGCAUUUAAAUUUGAUUUACUUAGUAAACAUUAGUUCCGCGUUACUCUAAAAGUAAUAAGAGAAACAAAAUGACUCUAAACCUUGCAAGGAAAGACGGUGGACCAGGGUACGUCGGAAUACAGUUUUGUCAAGAAUGCAACAACAUGCUGUACCCGCGCGAAGAUAAAAACAACAAAGUGCUGCUGUACGCAUGUAGGAAUUGUGAUUAUAAGCAGCUAGCGGACUCUAACUGCGUGUACGUAAACAAAAUUAUGCACGAAGUAGACGAAUUGACGCAUAUAAACCCCGACGUGGUGAGCGACCCGACCCUGCCUCGGACGAAGGAUCACAUGUGCCCCAAGUGCAACCACCGCGAAGCUGUGUUCUUCCAGGGGCAGACGAGACGCGCCGAAGAAGAGAUGAGACUAUACUACGUGUGUACCAGUUGUAAACAUCGGUGGACUGAGUGAAAACUAGUUAUACUUUUUGUAAUUUUAACUUUAAGGCUCAAUAAAUUAUAUUCUGUAUA